Messenger RNA from Euleptes europaea (tarantolino), 1209 nucleotides. It is a transcript of the gene CASQ1, whose product is annotated as calsequestrin 1. The record is from RefSeq and is a predicted model, not a curated record. Gene Ontology annotation, biological process: regulation of skeletal muscle contraction by regulation of release of sequestered calcium ion. NCBI's taxonomy places the organism in Eukaryota, Metazoa, Chordata, Lepidosauria, Squamata, Sphaerodactylidae. Gene Ontology annotation, molecular function: calcium ion binding. Bases 4 to 1188 code for a protein of 394 amino acids. Gene Ontology annotation, cellular component: sarcoplasmic reticulum lumen. The transcript is spliced from 11 exons.
GGGAUGAAGUGGGUCGGGCUGGCGUUGGCAGCCCUGCUGCUGGCCGUAGUCAGCCCCCUGGCCCGGGGUGAGGAUGGGCUGGAUUUCCCGGAGUACGACGGCAUCGACCGGGUGGUGGACAUCAACGCCAAGAACUACAAGGCAGUUCUGAAGAAGUACGAGGUGCUGGCCCUGCUGUACCACGACCCCGUGGAGGACAACAAGGCCUCGCAGCGGCAGUUCGAGAUGGAGGAGCUGAUCCUGGAGUUAGCAGCCCAAGUCCUGGAAGAUAAAGGGGUGGGCUUUGGCCUGGUGGACGCCGAGAAGGAUUCUGCUGUUGCCAAAAAACUAGGGCUGACUGAGGAAGACAGCGUGUACGUCUUCAAGGAGGAUGAAGUCAUCGAGUACGACGGGGAGUUUUCAGCCGACACCCUAGUGGAGUUUCUCCUAGACGUGCUGGAGGACCCGAUUGAGUUCAUCGAGGGAGAUCACGAGCUGGAGGCCUUCGAGAACAUUGAAGACGAACCCAAACUGAUUGGCUACUUCAAGAACGAAGAUUCAGAGCAUUUCAGAGCCUUCGUGGAUGCUGCAGAGGAGUUCCACCCAUAUAUCCCUUUCUUUGCUACCUUUGACAGCAAGGUUGCCAAGAAAUUAUCUCUCAAACUGAACGAGAUCGAUUACUAUGAGCCCUUCAUGGAGGAGCCGGUGACCAUCCCUGACAAACCCAACAGCGAGGAAGAAAUCAUGCAGUUCUUGGAGGAGCACAAGAGGCCAACACUGAGGAAACUCCAGCCGGACAGCAUGUUUGAAACCUGGGAGGACGACAUUGAUGGCAUCCACAUCGUGGCCUUCGCAGAGGAAGAUGACCCUGACGGUUAUGAGUUCCUGGAGAUUCUUAAGGAUGUGGCUCAGGACAAUACAGACAACCCAGACCUCAGCAUCAUCUGGAUUGACCCCGAGGACUUCCCACUGCUGAUCCCAUACUGGGAGAAGACUUUCGACAUUGACCUGAACCGGCCUCAGAUUGGGGUUGUCAACCUGACCGACGCCGACAGCAUCUGGCUGGAGAUGGACGAUGAGGAUGACCUGCCGUCAGCCGACGAGCUGGAGGACUGGAUCGAGGACGUGCUGGAAGGGGAGAUCAAUACCGAGGACGAUGAUGAUGAUGAUGACGACGACGAUGAUGAUGACGAUGACGACGACGACUAGAAGCCGCCACUGGCAGCUCGU